Messenger RNA from Triticum dicoccoides, 2115 nucleotides. Its product is annotated as endo-1,4-beta-xylanase 4-like. Bases 43 to 2115 code for a protein of 690 amino acids. The transcript has 6 exons. Lineage: Eukaryota; Viridiplantae; Streptophyta; Magnoliopsida; Poales; Poaceae. Gene Ontology annotation, molecular function: hydrolase activity, hydrolyzing O-glycosyl compounds; protein binding; structural constituent of ribosome. Gene Ontology annotation, cellular component: ribosome. The record is from RefSeq and is a predicted model, not a curated record. Gene Ontology annotation, biological process: carbohydrate metabolic process; translation.
AUCGCCACCGCCACCGCCACUGCACUCCGGCGACCCGCGAAGAUGCAGAUCUUCGUCAAGACGCCGUCGGGGAAGAUGAUCACGCUCGAGGUCGAGGGCGGCCACGACAUCGCCGGCGUCAAGGCCAGGAUCCACGACAAGGAAGAUGUGCCGCCGGAUCAGCAGCGCCUCAUCUUCGCAGGGAAGCAGCUGGAAGAAGGCCACACGCUGGCGGACUACAACAUCCAGAAGGAGUCCACGCUUCACCUCGUGCUCCGCCUCCACGGCGGCAGGGGCGGCACCGGCAAGGGGGGGACCUACCCCAAGAUCGAGCCCAACCUCCUUCAGCUCGCCCUCAAGUACAGGCAGCUUAAGCUCGUCUGCCGCAAGUGCUAUGCACGCCUUCCCGUCAGGUCUGCCAACUGCCGCAAGAAGAAAUGUGGCCACUGCAACGAGUGCCUGGGUGAUCCGAUGAAGCCCCUCUACAAAGGCGGCAUCAUCCAGAACGGCGAGUUCAACAACGGCCUGAUGGGGUGGUCGACGCGCCGGGACAUCAAGGCCGGCAUCAGAAAGUCGGCCUCCGGCAACAAGUUCGCCGUGGUGCAGGGCGCGAGGAGCCUCCCGUCGGGCACCGGCGGCGCGGCCGCCUCGCCGUCCCACAGCGUCUACCAGAAAAUCCAGAUGAAGGGCGACACUCACUACUCGCUAUCAGCAUGGCUGCGGGUGUCGGCCGGCACGGCCCACGUGCACGCGGUGGUCAAGGCCCCCAACGGCGAGAACAUCACCGCCGGCGGCAUCGACGCCCAGUCCGGCUGCUGGACCAUGCUCAAGGGUGGCAUGACUGCGCGCGCCUAUCACUACGGACAAGGAGAGGUCUUCUUCGAGAGCGACGCUCAGGUGGACAUCUGGGUGGACAGCGUCUCCCUGCAGCCCUUCUCUUUCGAGGAAUGGGACGCCCAUGCUCGCCAGUCCGCCAACAAGGCCCGCCGGAGCGCGGUCAAGAUCGUCGCCAGGGGCCCCGACGGCCAACCGAUGGCGAACGCCAACGUGAGCAUCCAGCUCCUCCGCGCCGGGUUCCCGUUCGGCAACGCGAUGACCAAGGAGAUCCUCAGCAACCCGGCCUAUGAGAAGUGGUUCUUCUCGCGCUUCAAUGUGGCGACCAUGGAGAACGAGAUGAAGUGGUACGGCACGGAGUGGGCCCAGAACCAGGAAGACUACCGCACCCCGGACGCCAUGAUGGCGCUGGCCCAGAAGUACGGCGUCAAGGUGCGCGGGCACAACGUGUUCUGGGAUGACCAGAACUCACAGCUCAAGUGGGUGACGCCCAUGAACCUGAACCAGCUCAAGGCGGCGAUGCAGAAGCGGCUCAAGAACGUGGUGUCGCGCUACGCCGGGAGGCUCAUCCACUGGGACGUGGUGAACGAGAACGUGCACUUCAACUUCUUCGAGACCAAGCUCGGCCCCAACGCGUCGCCCUUGAUCUACCAGCAGGUCGGCCAGAUCGACCACACCGCCAUCCUCUUCAUGAACGAGUUCAACACGCUGUCGCAGCCCAUGGACCCCAACUGCACUCCCACCAAGUACAUGGCCAAGAUGAAGCUCAUCCAGGGCUACCCCGCUAUACAUAGUCUAACACCCGGCAACGCCGGCCUCAAGCUCGGCGUCGGGCUCGAGAGCCACUUCACCACGCCCAACCUCCCCUACGUCAGGGGCGCCCUCGACACGCUCGCGCAGCUCAAGCUGCCCAUGUGGAUGACCGAGGUCGACGUCGUCAAGGGCCCCAACCAGGUCAAGUUCCUGGAGCAGAUACUCAGGGAAGGCUACGCCCACCCCGGCGUGCAGGGCAUCGUCAUGUGGGCCGCGUGGCACCCCUUCGGAUGCUACGUCAUGUGCCUCACCGACAACAGCUUCAAGAACCUCCCCGUCGGCGACCUUGUCGACAAGCUCAUCGCCGAGUGGAAGACGCACAAGACGUCCGCCGCCACCGACGCGAAUGGAAUGCUCGAGCUCGACCUCGCCCAUGGUGAUUACAAGUUAACGGUGAACCACCCUUCGCAGACGACGGCCGUCUCCCACACCAUGACGGUGGAUGCGGGGUCAGCAGCCUCCGAGCACAUCAUCACCGUGAAGGCGUAG